AUGCCACUUGUCGACUACAGCAGCGUCCUUGCGGCCCUCCGCGCCCAACAAGCCGAGCAACCACUCUCGAUCCUCGCCCUGGCUGAGCCGAUUAUAGCAUCCCAAUCGCAAUCACAGUCUCAAUCGACUUCCCACCCUCAAUCCCGCCCAUCAGACACAUCCAACUCCCUGUCCCAAACCGCUUCAGACCCCGACCCAUCGCUCCUAACAUCGGCGUCUCUCUCCGCAGACCUGACGCACUACAAAAACCUCUUCUCUAAACUCCGCUUCAGUUACCUCGAGCAAGUAACCAAGGAGAAAUACCUGCGCAGCAUCGUAGGGGACCCGCCCCUUGUUGUAUCUCACGAUGACAACCUCGUGCUCGAAGACAAGUUGGCCGGCAUGAAGACCGAGCUGAAAGGCAAGAAAGCAGAAGUCGACGCCCUAGUCGCGGAGAUGGAAGAGACGGCCAAGCUUCUUGCGACGAGUUACGAAAGCGUCAAUGAAGGGAUGCAGACACUGGAACGAGUACCGCCGGAAAUCGAGCGACUGAGAAAUGAGAUCGAGAAACUGCAAUCUGAAAUCGUGACACGGAGAGGAAACCAUGAUGACGGCCAUAGUCCCAAACCAUCCAAAGAUCCGAGAAUGAAUAUGUCUCUGGACGAGACUGAACAGGCUUUAGCGGAGCUGCAAAGCCGUAACGAAGAGAUAGAUCGUCAGAUCGACUCGCUUCAGCGCCAGAUGCCCGGGAAAAUUAGAGAUGUGGAAAGAAUGGAUCGCGAGCUGGCGGAGUUGGAGAAGAAGCGCAAUGAGAGUUCGAGGUUAGCUAUGGAGGUUAGGAGGCGGAGAGAACUUGGUGGGAGAGACGAGAUGGAGGAUUUGGGAAAGUGGUAUCGAGAUUCGGAGAGCGUGUUGAGGUGCCUCUUGGAUGUGCAGAGUUGA
This is a messenger RNA of Rhinocladiella mackenziei CBS 650.93, 921 nucleotides long. RefSeq lists its product as uncharacterized. The record is from RefSeq and is a predicted model, not a curated record. The coding region runs from base 1 to 921 and encodes 306 amino acids. Gene Ontology annotation, biological process: attachment of mitotic spindle microtubules to kinetochore; protein localization to kinetochore; kinetochore assembly. Gene Ontology annotation, cellular component: kinetochore. NCBI's taxonomy places the organism in Eukaryota, Fungi, Ascomycota, Eurotiomycetes, Chaetothyriales, Herpotrichiellaceae. The transcript has a single exon.